AAACAUUUCUCACGAUUUAAAAAUCAUCAUUCUGCUGUUUUUUCAUUUAUAACUGUCCAAUUACUAAUACAAUCAUUAGUUCAUUACACCUGCUCUGUAAACUCCAAUUACACUGAAUUUUUAACUAUUAAUCCAGAUCAUACAAUACAAUCGACUUCUGCAAAACCCUAGCUCCUCAUCAAUGGCGGCGAGACGCGAAAUUAUCGAAUCACUCUACUCGAUGAUCUCACUCGUGUUCAUACUCGUCGCUUGCGUCGAAAUCUGCGACGCCGCCACCGUCGUCGACGUUUACCGCCUCAUUCAGUACGAUAUUGCCGGCGAACAGUUCGGAUCGCGAUUGGCGUCACUCAAUCAUCACGCAACGUCGUUGUUGUCGCACAAUACGGAUCUCUCGAGGACUGUUGUUAUACUUCCUGUCCGUGAUCUGAAUCUCACUUUUAUUAAAGAGUGUAUUGGGCAGAAAAAGCCAUUAGGAGGUUUGUUACUCAUGCUUCCUCAAAUAUUUAGUUCUGAGAACAAAGAUGGUGUGGAAGACGACCCGAACUCUGAAAAGGAGCUAAUCAGAAUCCAAUUGACGGAGCUGGAGCGGUUACUUAUACAUGCCAACAUCCGUUAUCCGGUCUAUUUUGCUUUUGAGGAUGAUGAUAUUGAUGCUGUGUUAGCUGAUGUCAAGAGGAAUGAUGCUACAGGUCAGCCUGCAACUGCAACAACUGGAGGGUACAAGCUUGUUGUCAGUGUACCUGAACCUAGGAAAGUUGCAUCUCCUGCUAUCACUAAUAUUCAGGGAUGGUUACCUGGACUGAAAGCUGAUGGAGAUUCAAACCAACUCCCAACUAUUGCCAUAGUGGCCUCAUAUGACACGUUCGGGGCUGCACCUGCAUUGUCAGUGGGAAGUGACAGCAACGGCAGUGGUGUUGUGGCACUCCUUGAAAUUGCUAGGUUAUUCUCACUACUGUAUUCAAAUCCAAAAACUAGAGGGAGAUAUAAUCUUCUCUUUGGGCUGACAUCUGGGGGACCUUACAACUACAAUGGAACACACAAGUGGCUUCGCAGUUUCGACCAACGCUUGCGGGAAAAUAUUGAGUAUGCUAUUUGUCUUAAUAGCAUUGGUUCAUCGGGCAAUGAUUUAUGGCUCCAUGUUUCUAAGCCUCCAGAAAAUGCCAACAUAAAGCAAAUUUUUGAUGGAUUUUCUAAUGUGGCAGAAGAGUUGGGACUCAAAGUUGGCCUUAAGCACAAGAAGAUAAACAUUUCAAAUCCUCGAGUAGCUUGGGAGCAUGAACAAUUUUCAAGGCUGAGAGUUACGGCAGCAACACUUUCUAAGCUUCCUGCGGCACCAGAAUUGCUGGAAAGCACUGGAGGCCUAUCGGAUAACAGACAUUUUACCAGUGAAGCUGCAGUUGCACAGACUGUAUCAUUAGUUGCUGAGAGUCUUGCGAGACAUGUUUACGGCCAGCAAGGAAGAAAUAUUAAAGUAUUUGAAGAGAAUAGUAGUUUAGCAGUUCAGCCAUCAUAUAUACAAUCGUGGUUGCACCUUUUGUCCACCACUCCUAGGGUAGCACCAUUUCUUUCAAAGAACGACCCAUUCAUCAUGGCAUUGAAAAAGGAAUUAGCAGAUCAUACUGUUGAGGUUAAUGUGCAACAUGAAGUACUAGAUGGGAUUUUUACCUUCUAUGAUUCCACAAACGCUAAGUUGCACAUUUAUCAGGUUGCCAGUGUGACAUUCGAUUUACUUGUAUUGCUAGUGUUGGGGUCCUAUUUAAUCGUCCUUUUCAGUUUUCUUGUUAUAACAACCAGGGGUCUUGACGAUCUUAUCAGUCUAUUUCGACGUCCUCCUUCACGGAAAGUAAAAACAGCUUGAAGGUUAAAAGGUGACAUUGACAUUAUUAGCCGUUUCUUCCCGUGGUUAGAUGUGGUUCUACACCUGGACCCAAGUGAGCAAAUCUAUGUCAUGGCUUUUUGUCGCUUGGUAGGCUACUCUGGUUACACUAAUCACCAUUUUGGAAGUAAAGCUUAGUUUUGCAUCAAUUGUAAUCCGGAUAUACAGUUUCUGUUAGAGAGUUUUGACUUGCAAGGACACUGUCAUGAUACAUUAAUGUAAUCUUUUUUGGGCUUAGGGCUCUCUUAGUCAUGGGUAAAGGCUGUUGGGUGCUCAGCCUUGAGUCUUACAUGUUGACCUUGGGUGAACAUUUCAGUGUAAAAUUUUAAUACCAAAGUUGUAGUUUAAUUUAUA
Messenger RNA from Daucus carota subsp. sativus, 2230 nucleotides. RefSeq lists its product as uncharacterized. Gene Ontology annotation, cellular component: endoplasmic reticulum membrane. Gene Ontology annotation, biological process: regulation of signal transduction. The record is from RefSeq and is a predicted model, not a curated record. The transcript is spliced from 14 exons. The coding region runs from base 182 to 1858 and encodes 558 amino acids. NCBI's taxonomy places the organism in Eukaryota, Viridiplantae, Streptophyta, Magnoliopsida, Apiales, Apiaceae.